Messenger RNA from Paramuricea clavata, 261 nucleotides. Lineage: Eukaryota; Metazoa; Cnidaria; Anthozoa; Malacalcyonacea; Plexauridae. The record is from the annotation of a GenBank genome assembly.
AUGAGCGAUUAUAUAAAACCCGUGCUACGUCGAAAGCUAGAUACCGUUAUUCUGCACGUGGGAACAAACAACUCCACUAACAAAGAAGCAAGCGAGAUAGUUAAUGACAUCGACAAAUUAUGCCAAGAGGUCAAAGAAAUUGAUCCCAACGUUGAAAUAAUAUUUUCUGAACUGAUCAACAGAGAGGACAAUGCAAAGGCCAAAACAACUGUUCAGGAGGUAAAUCGUUUGUUAGCAGCCGGAUUACUGUACUGCGACUAA